Messenger RNA from Encephalitozoon hellem ATCC 50504, 408 nucleotides. RefSeq lists its product as uncharacterized. The record is from RefSeq and is a predicted model, not a curated record. Bases 1 to 408 code for a protein of 135 amino acids. The transcript has a single exon. Lineage: Eukaryota; Fungi; Microsporidia; Unikaryonidae.
AUGAGAAACAAACCGGGAUUAUUACCUAAAUGGCUAUUUAUCUACACGAUGGCAAAAACUGCAUACAUCCUAGUCGCCCACAAGGACUAUCUCAAUAUCAUUAGUCCCUGGAAUCCGGGCUCAGCCUAUACUUAUCUUGCAUUUCUACUAGGAAUAUCAAGGCUCCUGGCAUCUAGAAAUGCAACCAAGAUAGGGUUCUAUUCUGCAAUAGCCGGAUCGUUCCUGGCAGAAGGUGUGUUCUUUAUCUAUUCAGGCUUCCAAGGUGUGUAUCCCAUUCAGAGGGUGAUUGUAGAAACGUUUCUUGCUCUGUUUACUGUUGGAUGGAUGAUAUUUCUGUAUCCAUACUAUCUUUUGGAGGAUAGUGAAUCUCGGGAAAAGCUGAAAGACAAAUCUGCAAAGCACCAAUAG